UUUUCACCUCUUUUUCGUUCCUGUACACUGAAGCUGCUCAAAGACAAGCUGGGGGGGAGGAGACCGCGCGGUUCCGGUGGGUGCUGUCAAAAUAAAACCGUGCGUGACGUUGCCUCGAUAUUCCAUCGAAAACUCAAAUUCUAUUCAAAGUGACGCAUACUGUCCCCGAAUGUAAUUGAACUCAACGCGUGUGUAGUGUUGCGUAAUUGCUGCCCUGGAAGACGUUUUGUGGCGGUUAAUGUGAACCCUUAUUUUGAAAUUGCGAGACGGGCUUGUGCUAAAUCAGGCGAAUUUGACUCCUUCGGACGCCUUCGCUAACAAACUCAAAUGUUGGCGAAAUAAACCGUUUUUUUUUGGGGGGGGGGGGGGUUUCAUCUUUGAACAUUUUGUGUCGUUGUAAUGCCAAAAGGCGAGCUCGUUUGAUAUGUCGUUAAAGGUUGUUCGUCUUGACAAAGCUGCUGGAGUUUGUGUGUGUGCUGGCAGCGCCUUUGUACACACUAAAAUCAAGACAAACACGCUAUAAAGUGAAUCAUUUACCAAGCGAAUGUUGGUUUUGUUAUGAUUUCACUGCAACAUUUAGAAACGCUGCCUUUUCCUUACGCUUUCCCGCUUACGUGUGUUGCUAACCAUAGAACAGGAAGUGCCGACCAAAGGCAGCAUUAUGCUCCAUUACAUGACGUAUUUCAGGUGUCCUCAAAGGAUUGGUCGUUUUUACCUCAUUUUAGUGCGCCGAUUUCCAACCACCGUGUCACGGAAAUGAUCCGAGAUAUCACGUAAUGGUCCAAAGAAUUAUGAAUUGACUACAAAUAAUGCAUCUUUUUCAUCGGUUGAUACCAGUGACGACACAAUUGGUCCAGCGAGAGUCUGAUGCAGCGUAAGUUGUUACGUCCAACUCAAGUACACGUUAGAUUUGGCCUAAGCAAACAGCGCAAAGGCGAACACCGUUCUCACGUUUCGCUGUGACGGCCUUUUUUUCCUCAAGCACUAAUUUGUUUAGGCUGCCCAAUAACAGAAAUUGUUCGUGAACCAAGAAUAGUGCGGCAGCUGAGGACAUUUUGAUUGACAAAUUUAGUUGGACAACUGAAUUGUUCGCGGACCGGAAUUAGCGCGUGAACCAGGUACGUGCGCGCACGGCCAUUAGGUGGUGCUCAAGCACCGUUCCCUUUUGCCCUGAACCAAAUAAACACCCUCUCUGCUGCAGUCUAUAUUUUUCGUCAUUGAUGAAUAUUUAAAAACAAACAAACUCUCGUCAUCAAUGGAAAGCAAAGUGUUUUGAACUCUGACAAGCAUUUAUUUGAGUUCUAGGGAGAAUUGUACAUGCUCCCGCCUUGCCGUCGUCGUCCUCCUUCCAAAAACGGGGGUGUGUAGACUUUUGAUACCCCCUGUAGCCUCACCUUCUCCUUUUGCGUUAAUGGUUGUAUUACUGACGACACGCGUUGAUUGUGUUUAGACUUUACAUCGAUCCGAUCGGUAUCGGACGAUAAUGAUCAUUUAACGCAGAUCGGCUUUAAUGUCGUAAUUCGCCGAUCUGCGCAAAAAAACAUGAACUCUGCGUCGCCGUCGUGUAUGUUUGAAUCCAAAAGCGAGUUCUAUUUUAGGGGAUACUUUUUCUCCCCUAUUCCCAAUUUUAAAAUAUUGAUUCGUAUGUUGUAAUAUAUGUUUGUGUUUGUUCCACGAUUGAAGGCGUUCAAGUCUUCUCUAGCAAAGCGGCGACUUUGGAAGAACGUUCUCCCAAGUUGUGUCUUCCGUCCCUCAGGAGUUCCUUGUGAAAGCAGGCGAUGCGGUUGCUUGCCAGGCGGCGCGAGAAAGUGCCGGCGCCCGCAUCCAAUUUCAAAUCCAACGCCACGCAACGCCCUUUCUUCUCCUGUUCGUUUCUUUGCCCCCGAUGUAUGCAGUGCGACGGCAAGUUCGACUUCAUCAGGCGCAAGCACCACUGUCGGCGUUGCGGCCGCUGCUUCUGCGACAAGUGCUGCGGCAAGAAGGCGGCGCUGCCGCGCAUGAGCUUCGUGGACCCGGUGAGGCAGUGCGCCCGCUGCGCCCUGCUGUCGCACAAGGAGAGCGACUUCUACGACAAGCAGAUCAAAGCGCUGCUGGCGGGAAGUUCCUUCGCGGUCACCGUGGGAGCGUCCGACAAGUGUGAAACGAUGACUUGCCGCCUCUCCAACAACCACAGGUACCUGUUCCUGGACGGCGAAAGCCACUUUGAGGUGGACUUGUCCGGCAUCUGCAGCAUGCAGAUCCUGACCGAGGCCAGCGGUCCAGGAGAGAACGAACGGAUCGACACGUACGACGGCCUGCUGGACGCUCGGUUUGCCUGCGAAGGCACGUCUCCGCGCGCUAGCGGCAUGCUAGUCCGCUACAAGCCGUCGGGCUCGCAGGACGCGCAGCAGCUGCGAUUGGACGGCGCCGCCGCCGGCGACCAGAAGACGACGACGGCGGCGUGGCUGGCGGCCAUGCACAAGGCGACCAAGCUCCUGCACGAGUCUCGGGAGCUGGAGUGAGUCCGAGAGGAGCCGACCCGCGCGGACGCCGGCGGCUCGCCGCUUCCGCAAAGUUCCCGCCGUCUCCGGACGCCAUUUUCUACCUUGUUUACUACUUCAAACGUCGGCCCUUUUCUCUUGCCGUUUCUACUAAGAACCUUCUCGGAACUCCCGGAAAGCCGUUUGAGCAUUUAUCGGAUAUCGUACUAGCGCGCCGAAUCGGCUCACUCGCGGCAAACGAGCAUACCGGCGCCUCCAGGACGUCCAGCUGGAUAAAUGCGCAAACGUUUUUCCAGCCGUUGCGUGAGGAGUGCGACGUUCUGUCCUGGUGAAGUCCACAAACACGUCACGAACAAGAAGCUGAUGUCCGCGUUGUGUCGUCGUCGGGAAAGGAAUUGUGGGAAAUGUAGUCCUGAAGGCGCCGGAUGUGCAUCUUGAUACUUUUGACAGCGUUGGUCUUCCUCAUCCUCGUGCUUUGGACCUCGGUCGGGUUUUAAAUGGCCCCCUGACGUAGCAGGUUGGGGAGCAAAAAAACAUUUCCAGACAGAUGACGAUGAUGAUGAUGAUGGUUGGGAAUUUUGGAAGUUUCAUGUUUCGGGCUAAAAUAUUUGGGUUGGGACUGCUGGGCUUCGUGUUUGUUUAGCGUUAGGAUGCGAAUGUGAGGGGUUAGGGUUGGGGUCAGAGUUCAGGCGACAGUUAGGCUUCGAGCACGGUUGGGCAAAGUAUGGCCCGGGGGUCCAAAAAUAGCUCACUGCGUUUUUUUUUAAUCCGGCCCAUCUUAAUCAAUAGGUUUUUGUUUGUUUGUUUGUAUGAAGGACGGGACGGACGGGACGGCCCAAAUCGGAGCAGCCGAAUGAAGGACAACUCGUAUUAAUCGCGUUUGGCUGACAAAAUGUCUUCUUCGGCUUUUAGCACUGCUGCUAAAGAUGAUUUUUCGAUGCUUGGCACCCAAAAGUUGACCAGCUUCACUAAAGCGCGCGCGUGCGCCGAGAUUCAAUUGAUUUGUACGCCGGCGCCUCAUUUCUUGACGUCAUUUGGAAAUAAAAAGCUUCCGACUC
Molecule: messenger RNA, 3538 nt
Organism: Phycodurus eques (leafy seadragon)
Lineage: Eukaryota; Metazoa; Chordata; Actinopteri; Syngnathiformes; Syngnathidae
Gene: zfyve21
Product: zinc finger, FYVE domain containing 21
Exons: 8
Coding region: 1779-2501 (240 amino acids)
Molecular function (GO): metal ion binding
Source: RefSeq, a predicted model, not a curated record